AAAUGGGCCACCCUGUAUAGUCAUACACGCUACAUAGUGCAUUCGCGGGGCAUUCUCGUAUCGUUGCAUAUCCCUAUGUAGUCGUCUCGGAUCUUGCCGGAAGAGGCUCGAGAAAAAUGCUGUUGCUGCACCCGCGCGCUGACAGGCGAGACGUCGUCGCCCGAAGCACUCGCGGAAAACGCGAUUUUCCAAACUCUAGGUAGAUUCGACAGCGCGAGACUCCCCGUCGCCGUAUACUGGUGCAUCCACCGUGCCCGUGAAACUUUCCGGAUUGAACGAGUCGGUCGAAGAGAACAACGUAAAAGCAAGCGCUUACACCGUCACUCGUUUGUUGUUGCUGUCGCGGUUUAACUACAUGCAAUGCAGAUUAAAAAUCGAAAUUUGACUUCAAAACAUAAUUGAAAGGAAAAUUUGCGGAUCAUGGACUUAUAAAUCUUUUUCACAGCGUCUUCAAGUUCAGCUUAGAGAGCGAACGUUACAAAUGAACGGCAAUCGAUUUAUUUCAUCCGAUCUUGGCACUGUGGAAAAUUUCUUGGCAAGUUCGAAGCUGAUUUUUCUUCAGUGAAAAUUGUCGUUGCGCUACGUAUCAAAAGUUACGCGAAUGUCGUUAAUUGUCACGUGCUGGCGAUAUCGAUCGACCCGGGGCGCCAUGAGAGGACCAUGGAAUUUACCUAUUAUUUUUAUUCACCCGCGUAUCUCCUCCGUUGCGUAUCUCGCGAAUAUAAAAACAAAAUGCACGCGCGGUAACUAUUUAAUAAAAACAAGACAUUAUACCGCACCGAAAAUAAAAUAUGGAAAUGGAAGCAGUUUUCGUAAUUUUAUAUACGGAACGUACGAUAUUAAAAAUUGCGUACUCUCGAAUCGAUGCGACCUAUCUCGCGUGUCCCUUGUGCAUCGUAAAGCAAGAGCGAAACUUAGACAUUCACGGAUAUAUAAUGCAUCGAUCUUCGAGAUAAAAGAGCAGCGCGAAAAAUUCUCGGAGAUAUACGAUACUUUCGCUUUAACGAGAUAUAUGAGCUGUUAUUUUUUUAAAAACGCAAAUAAACGCAACGCGAGCGAAAUUUGCAAAAAAAAACAACGCUCCCGCGUGAGAUAUGAUUACAAAUUGACGCGAUAUAUUUGCAGUAACGAGAGUUGCAGAGUGUUAACUUAUCCCAUUUUUAGAAGCGCGAAAAGCGCAAGAAGUUUAAUAUGCAUAAAUGUGUACUUCCGAAAAGCAAUUGUUUUACGCCACGAAAAAUUAUGUCAGGAAGAAAAGUUAUGUCGGAAAGAACGCUCUCUCCCUCUCUGUUCUCAUUCUAAUCGUUGAAAAUAUUGCCGGCGAUUUCCUGAUCUGAUACGGUACAAUGGUGGAAAUUAUGAAAAAUUGAACGGCGCAUUAUGUCAGCACUUUUUAACGCGGAUAUCUCUUUCUGCUCGGUCAUUGUGUGUAGUGACGAGUGCUUACAAUGGCUCGCGUGUGUUGAUUAUGUAUUUAAAAUGUAUAGAGAACAGACCACACGAUGCGUUAUCGUCGUCUUGCAUCGUGCCUCGCCGUGUUCGAGUCCUAAUUGUUCAUUGCCACCGAUAACGCACUCUCCACGCCUCGCAUGGCCCUUAUGAAUAUUUUAAGCCGCUAUUACGCGUCGUAGAAAUAUUAUCGUUAAACCAAUGGUAAUUCGCGCAUUUUCCUGUUAAUUCUGUAUCGCUCUUUACCUCGCACGUACGCGAUAAAGCGAAAAGUUACGACACUACCGCGCAAUGAGACAUUAAAACGAGAGUUAAUAAAACUCAUAAGAUAGAGAGAGGAAGAUGGCAAGAGUGAGAAAAAUUUACAUUAAUUAUUUUCAAUAAUGAUAUGUAGUUGAAUAGUUGAAAAAUCUUUCUCGCAACUCAGCCGAGCGACAAAAUAAAUAAUUGCUUCACGUGCUGCAUGGCUGUUCUUCGUUAGGCACAAUUUUUCAUGCACUAACAAUACGCUUGAUGCGAUCGCGAUAACGAUACUGUGCCGGCCUUACUUCCUGAUCAGUUUACGAGUAAUUGUAGAUGAGAUCUGAUCAUAUAUUCCGAUCGUACGCGAUAUCGGUCGUGAUGGAGUAUUUCCCAUCUUCGAGCCUUACUUCUCUCUGUCACGCCUCUUCCUAUCUUUCUAAACCGAAUUGAAUUCUCAAUGACGCAGCUCUUUUGAGAAUUAACUCAAAAAAUCGCAGAGCCAUAAGGUGUAGAGUUAAAUUGCUCACCGAGAUCAGUUGUCACCGAUCGAUUAGGGGCUAAAUUGAAUUUUUUAAUCGGACCAACAAGAUUCCGAUCAUUCUAGCGACGUCGCUGUCCUUCUCCUCACUUCUUUCUCCACGAGCCACGAUCACAAUGCGAGCAUCGAAAACCGCUAACAUGGCACGUGGAAGCCAGUCGGGCUUCGGUUAACGGAUUCCGAAAUCGGCAGCUGGCGAAAAUUCGACCUGCGAAAUUAACGACCGCGCCGGGUCUCAUACCGUUAAUUAGGCUCCGUUUUAACCCUCGGUCAUAAUAUCCAAGCGGAAUCUCUUGGAUUCUCCACUGCGCGCGCGCACAUGUUUCGUUCGUUUGCUGCUCGCAAAGGAAACAACGCGUCGGUCCGCGCGUCCGUAGUAUUUGUCUUCCGGGGAAAAAAUAUUCAGAGCACCGCGAAUUUCGUGUUGAAUCAACCCUCUCGCUUGUUCUGUUUCAACGCAUCGUCGUCGCGCUGUAUCCGCGUUGUUACGCGCGGCUAUUCGCCAUUCGUUAUUCAUGCAUGGCGCUGCUUUCCUGGCCCUCCGAUUAUGGCUCUAAUUAUAACCGUCACCUCGACGAAACACCAGAAGGGUCGAAAACGAACGAUCGACCGACCGCCACCCCUAUAUUCUAUCUCUACAUUUCUAGCUCCGAAUAUUCGUCAACGUUUACUUUGCGAAUGGGUAGGGCGGUUCCUUUUGGGUGGAGAAGGUCACAAGGGAGGUUUGAAAUAUACCGGGCCGGUAGUGACGUCGACGAAGAUAAUCACACGCCUCGCAACGGCCAGUUCAUCAUCGUGGUAUCGCGUUUUAAGGGAGUUGAUGCAUCGUGGAACCCUCCGGACAAACCCUGAACCGGACGGCAAGCGGAUUGUACAAGUCAGGAGUACGAAAAGAAAGAAAAAAAGUUAAAGAAGAAGAAAGAGAGAGAAAAAAAGAAAAUAAUAUUGUCUUUUUCGAUUGUCGAAUCCAACAAUCGAGCAGGGCAUGUUAAAUGUUUUAUUAGUUUGUCUAAAAUGUUAUUGUAACAGUAUAUUAAAUAUAAAAAUAUUUUGAAUGGCAUAUUUUUGCACAUUACCGCGUCUUUGUUACAGGUACCUUGCAAAUUACCGAAUCGGACGUGGGCGAUCAAGGGAAGUAUGAAUGCGUGGCUAACAAUUCUGUAGGCACGGAAUACUCCAAGUCGACCUCAUUAUACGUGAAAGUACGUCGCGUGGCACCGACUUUCUCAAUUCCUCCACCAUCAGUGAGCGAGGUGAUGUUAGGCGCAUCGCUGAAUCUCACCUGCGUUGCGGUGGGUGCACCGAUGCCCUUCGUCAAAUGGAAAAAGGAUCCAGCAAUCGAUCUGACACCGGACGACAACUUGCCGGUCGGCAAAAACGUCCUAGUGUUGACCGACAUCCAGGAGUCUGCCAAUUAUACGUGCACGGCCGCUAGCGAUCUCGGCGUAAUCGAGACGACCACGAUGGUGAAAGUCCAAUCCCUUCCCGGCCCGCCGGAGAACGUUCAAGUGUCGGACAUCACUGCGACGUCGGUGAAGCUGAGCUGGUCCUACAAAGGACCGGAUGAGCUGCAGUACUACGUAAUUCAACAUAAACCGAAGCACGUGAACCAGGCAUUUGCCGAGAUAUCCGGUAUCACGACGAUGUACUACCAUGUUAGGAGUCUCAGCCCGUAUACGGAGUACGAGCUCUACGUGAUAGCCGUGAACAGCAUCGGGCGUGGUCCCCCGAGUGCCCCGGUGAUAGUCACCACCGGUGAAACAACGGAAUCGACGAAUGGAGGUGCCAAACCCGGUACAGCACCACGGAAGGUUCAGGUACGGCCGUUAAGCUCCAGCACGAUGGUCAUACAGUGGGACGAGCCGGAAACUCCGAACGGUCAAGUGACAGGAUACAAAGUGUAUUACACGACGGACCCGAAUCAACCUAUGGCAUCGUGGCAGUACCAGAUGGUGGACAACAGCCAGCUGACGACCAUCUCGGAGCUAACGCCGCACACAAUUUACACCAUAAGAGUCCAGGCACUCACGAGUGUCGGUCCUGGACCUCUUAGUUUGCCGGUGCAAAUCAAAACGCAACAAGGGGUACCAAGUCAACCGGAAAUGUUAACGGCGGUCGACAUCGGGGAGACCAAAAUAACGCUCCAAUGGAGCAAGCCCGCUCAUAGCGCUGAGAAUAUUCUCAGCUAUGAGCUAUACUGGAAUGAUACUUACGCAAAGGAGAAGCAUCAUCGCAGGAUACCGGUUACGGAGAACUACACCCUGACCGGCUUGUAUCCCAACACCCUGUACUACGUAUGGCUGGCCGCGAGGAGUCAGAGGGGAGAGGGUGCCACUACGAUACCAUCUCCGAUUCGCACCAAACAGUACGUCCCCGGGGCUCCGCCUCGCAAUGUAACCGGCAAAGCGAUCAGCCCGACCUCCAUAUUGGUAACGUGGGAACCGCCGACUGCUGAAAGCUCCAAUGGGAGGAUCGCCUACUACAGGCUGCAAGUCGUCGAGAGCGGUCGCUCCGACUCCGAGGCGAAGAUUAUCAAACUGAAUGACACGCGUUUCGUGUUGGACGAGCUCAAAAAGUGGACCGAGUAUCGGAUCUGGGUAUUGGCCGGGACCAGAGUAGGUGACGGACCUCCGAGUUAUCCUAUCUUGGUCAGAACUCACGAGGACGUGCCGGGGGAUCCUCAGGACGUCAUAGUCAACGCGAUCAACUCCACGGCGAUACACGUCAAGUGGAAGCCACCGAAAGCGAAAGAUCAGAAUGGCGUUAUACGAGGAUAUCACAUACACGUGCAGGAAGUGAGGGAGGAGGGGAAAGAUCUGCUAAACGAACCGAUUCGUCGAGACGUGCACGAGGACGGCGUGCUGGAGGUGAACAUCACCGGAUUGCAACCGGAUACCAAGUACUCGGUGCAAGUGGCGGCGUUGACCAGAAAAGGAGACGGCGACCGUUCGCCACCGGUUCACAUUACAACGCCGGGCGGUGUGCCGAAUCGGCCGCAAGUCAACGUGAAACUUCUGACCAGAGCUCCCGACGUCCUCGAACUCGAAUGGGUCCGACCUAGUCAGACGUACGGCAAUCUACUUGGAUACCGUAUUCGGUACGGUAUAAAGAAUCAAACGCUCAAAGAGGAAUUUAUCGAGGACACGCGUCAAACUACGUACAAAAUUACGGAUCUCGAGGAGCGAGGUGUUGAUUACGAGUUCAGAGUAGCUGGCAAGAACAAUGUCGGUUUUGGCCAAGAAACUGUACGAUACUGGUUCAGUCCAGAAGGCGAGCCGACAGGGCCACCGACGAACCUGUCCUACUUCUUCCAAACUCCCGACACCGUGUGCGUAACCUGGGAUAUGCCGCUUCGACAGCACAGAAAUGGACAAAUAAUUGGCUACGAUGUGCAGUUUAACAAGAAGAACGAUCACUCGACCACCAUAGACAGGAACACGACCAAGACGAGAGCGGUAUUCACCAAUUUAGAAGAGAACACGGAGUACGUCUUUCACGUGCGUGCACAUACGUCGAAAGGCAGUGGUCCCUACUCUGAGAAAAUUACGAUAAUGACGGAGAAGGACAUCGGUCGUGCCCCGAUGUCCGUGAAAGCCGUGGCCACGUCAGACUCCAGCGUGGAGGUGUGGUGGGAACCCGUGCCUAACAGAGGAAAGAUCGUCGGUUAUCAGAUUUUCUACACGACGACCGCCGUGGAAGAUCUGGACGAAUGGAGGCAGAAGAGCGUCGGCCUGACGGAAUCGGCAGACUUGAUUAAUCUAGAGAAGUUCACUCAAUACGCCAUAACGGUAGCGGCGCGCUACAAGACUGGCCUGGGGAGACUCAGCGAGAAAGUUACGGUGAAGGUAAAGCCGGAGGAUGUGCCAUUAAAUCUUCGAGCGCCAGACUCGUCAACGCACUCAAUGGGCCUCUCCUGGACCCCGCCAAUAAGACUGACCCCAAUGAAGUACAAAGUCUCGUUCGACGCUGUCAAGGAAUUCGUGGACUCCCAGGGUAUAACGCAAAUGCAGAUCGUGCCGCGACGGCAGAUCCUGCUGGACCCGCAAGUGACGAGCACGACAAUAAACGAGCUGCAACCGUUUACGACUUAUAAUGUCAACGUGAGCGCUGUGCCGCGGGACGGUCAGUACAAACCGCCGGCGAAGAUCACGGUCACCACGCAGAUGGCCGCGCCCAAGCCAAUGGUAAAACCAGACUUCUACGGCGUAGUUAACGGCGAGGAAAUCCAAGUCAUUCUGCCGCAAGCAUCCGAGGAAUACGGACCGAUCUCGCAUUAUUACUUGAUCGUUGUGCCUGAAGAUAAAAGCACGGCCGACAGACAGCCUGAUGAAUUGACUGAAGAUAUGAUCACUGGAAAAGGAGUUAAGCAAGAGAGAGACAAUGCUCCCUACAUCGCAGCUAAGUUUCCACACAGGGACAUCCCGUACACGUUCCACUUGGGCAGCGGAGACAUUUACGAGGGAUACGAAAAUCGGAAGCUCGCGAAAAAUAAACGCUACAGAAUAUUUGUACGAGCGGUAGUUGAUACUCCACGCAAGCAUUUGUACACGUCAUCACCAUUUUCCGAAUACUUGUCCCUGGACAUGCGGGAGGUACCUCCCGGCGAGCCACCACGUCGACCAAAUCCCAACACGCCGCCGGAUGGAAAUCCGGAAGUUUCCGUGAAAACCAACGGUCAAGAACCAGGCAUGGUAUGGGUGGUUGGUCCCAUAAUAGCGGCAAUGAUGGUCAGCGUUUUCCUUGUACUUUUAUUCGUCAUUAAAAAACGAAGACAACCGUGUAAAGCACCAGAUCAAGCGGCUGUUACGCGACCGCUUAUGGCGGCAGACAUAAGUUCCAACCACGCACCAUCGGACCCAGUGGAAAUGCGACGGCUAAACUUCCAAACUCCCGGCAUGAUCUCUCAUCCGCCGAUUCCUAUCAGCGAACUGGGCAAUCACAUCGAGCGCCUAAAAGCGAACGACAAUCUCAAGUUCAGUCAGGAGUACGAGUCAAUAGAGCCCGGACAACAAUUCACGUGGGACCACUCGAAUAUGGAGGUCAACGCGUCGAAGAAUCGUUACGCCAACGUGAUCGCGUAUGACCACUCGCGAGUCAUUCUCCAGACCGUCGACGGAAUGCCAGGCUCGGAUUACAUCAAUGCCAAUUACUGCGACGGUUAUAGGAAGCAGAAUGCAUACGUCGCCACACAGGGGCCUUUGCAAGAGACGUUCGGGGAUUUCUGGCGUAUGUGCUGGGAACUACGAACCAGCACGAUCGUAAUGAUGACGAAAUUGGAGGAACGAACGAGAAUAAAGUGCGAUCAGUACUGGCCUACCAGGGGCUCCGAAACUUACGGACAGAUGACCGUGACCAUCAGCGAUGUUCAAGAGCUGGCGACCUAUUGCAUCCGCACGUUCUACGUUUGCCGAGCGGGUUAUUCGGAGCGACGAGAGAUCAAGCAGCUGCAAUUUACAGCCUGGCCCGAUCACGGUGUACCGGAACACCCCGCACCGUUCUUGCAGUUCUUGCGCAGAGUGCGGUCUCUCAAUGUACCUGACAGUGGACCGUUGGUCGUACACUGUAGCGCGGGUGUCGGAAGAACUGGUUGCUUCAUCGUGAUAGAUUCGAUGCUCGAAAGAAUCAAGCACGAGAAGAUGAUCGACAUUUACGGCCACGUCACUUGCCUGCGCGCGCAGAGAAACUACAUGGUCCAGACGGAGGAUCAGUACAUCUUCAUUCACGACGCCCUACUCGAAGCAGUUAUUUGCGGCAACACGGAAGUACCGGCGAGAAAUCUACAUUCCCACAUUGAGAAGCUCAUGCAGCCGGAAAUCGAUAACAUAACUGGAAUGGAACUGGAAUUCAAGAAGCUCUCCAAUAUCAAAGCCGACUCGACUAGAUUCAUAUCCGCGAAUCUACCCUGCAACAAGCACAAGAAUCGGCUGGUUCACAUUCUGCCUUACGAGUGUACCAGAGUGUGCCUGCAGCCGCAGCGUAACAUCGAGGGAUCCGAUUACAUAAACGCGAGCCUGAUAGAUGGAUACCGUUACCGAGGAGCUUACAUAGCGACGCAAGGUCCUCUAUGUGAUACGACGGACGAUUUCUGGCGCAUGUUAUGGGAACACAACUCCACGAUCGUCGUCAUGCUGACGAAAUUGAAGGAGAUGGGGAGAGAAAAGUGUCACCAGUACUGGCCAUCCGACCGAUCGAUCCGUUACCAAUGCUUCGUUGUCGACCCGAUUGCGGAGUACAACAUGCCGCAGUACAUUUUGCGGGAGUUCAAGGUGACGGACGCGCGGGAUGGCGCCAGUCGUACAGUCAGGCAGUUCCAGUUCAUAGACUGGCCGGAACAGGGUGUACCCAAGUCCGGCGACGGUUUCAUCGACUUCAUCGGCCAGGUGCACAAAACGAAGGAACAAUUCGGCCAAGAUGGACCGAUCACCGUGCACUGUAGCGCCGGUGUAGGAAGAACUGGUGUCUUCAUAGCACUUAGUAUCGUACUAGAGCGAAUGCAGUACGAGGGUGUGGUCGACAUAUUCCAGACCGUAAGAAUAUUGCGUACGCAACGUCCAGCCAUGGUUCAAACCGAGGAUCAAUAUCAGUUCUGUUAUCGAGCUAGUUUCGAGUAUUUAGGCUCUUUCGAUCAUUAUGCCAACUGACAAGCCGACUCUCGCGAGCAGAGAGAUCUGUCAAGGGACAAACGUGAUCGACAGAGAGGCGAGAGAGAUGUCGAGAGGGCAAAAGUACGACGUGUCUAGUACAAUGAAUGAAGUCAUGCGACAUACUCGUACCUUCCAUGGACAAAUACAGUAGCAAUGCGAUUACUAGUGUCGUCGGCGGUUUACGUAGAGAUGAAAUGUUUAGUCAAUGGUGUUGCAGUAAGUGCGAAUGCGCCGGAAAUUUUCACUCUUGACGGCACAGCGAAUGCCCGAGUCGUGCUGAGAAAACAUUCGGCUUAGGCUAAUCUCUUUUUAGAAAUUAGAUUCGAAAGUUCCCUCGCGAUAACGCGAGUCAAAACUGCCGCUUAGAGAUACGUGCGAUACACGGUGGUUGUACGGUUCAUCAUGUCGUACGUAAGUAUUUCUUUUCUUUACAUUGGGGCUUUGCGUCAAAACGGAGCAAAGCGGACCCCUUUCACUUCGAGAUUUUCUCUCAUGUCAAGGAAUCAAUUAAGUACGACGAGGUAGAAAUAAAAAAUUACAACAGCUGACAACACCUUCAGGAUUCACGUCUGCGAAUUAGUGAAUUGGAACAUAUCCCAUUGUCGAAUCAUUCAUGCAAAAAGCAUUGUUUAAGGUCUAGAUAAUCUAAUUUUAAGAUAGACUGAAAAUAUUACGACCAUAUCUCCUCUCCCACUCGAAACAGUGCAUUACGUGUUUUUUCGUGCAUGAUACCUCUCACAAACUGAGACAGUGAAGGUCAAACCUUACCUGUUUAUUGAAGAUAAGAGUGCUUCCUUCAGUAGCGAUUGCAUAGAGGAACGAAAGGGUACUGAUAUCGAUGUCCAUGCCUGUGAGAGAAACAGCAGUAUCAGUAUACACGAUUGACUGCCUGUGUAUGAGACGUACAUCGUGAAAGCAAAAUUUACAAUUUAACAUGUGUGAUACGUUCCGCAAGUACUUAUUGAAAUUGCAAGAGAAACGAAUCGAAAAAAUCGAUUAAGCGACGUUCUUUAGGUGUGUAAAAGAAAGAGAGAGAGAGAGAGAGAGAGAGAUGAAAAUUUCCGCUCACACAAGAAACAAGAAAAUUGCCAUACUGCCAAAUUGACAAUUAUUAAUGCUGUACUCAUUAUGAACGGUAGGGAUCUUCUCAUUACCUAUUAUAAUGUUAGAUAGAUCAUAAGAAAUUGAUUAAGAUUAGAUUAAGCGACGCCAUUAGGGAAAUGAAGAUGAAAAUGAGCCGAAUGAAAGAAGGAUGAAAGGAAACGGUGCCUAUAUUCAAUGAAAGGUGCGCAAGUGAAUUUGUGCACUUUUCUAUGAAAGAAGAAAACUAAUUUAAAUAGAAGCACUGUAUGUUGAAUUCGUGUACUGUUCUUCCGAGCCCUCGAUGCCCAUGUGUACAAAGUUUCAAUGUAGCUUCUCUGUCCCGAAUACUUUUAAUUGCCGUUAUAGUGAAAGAGUAUACCAUGCAUUCAAUUCUUUACAUCAUUUACAUUCCUUAACGUAUACUUGGUCGCACACAACUGUGCGGAUUUUAUGCCAAGAUCACGUUUAUGCACUGAACAUUUGCUAAAAAUGUUUCGGGUUAUAUCAUCGGCACUUGCAGCAUACGACUUUCUUUUUUCGAAUGGCAGAGUAAUGAUAAAAAUGCACUAUAAAUAAUAUCGUUAUACAAUAUUAUCUAUUAUGAUGAAAGUACUUAAUUUCUCGAUUCUAUAAAAUCUCUAGUGAUUCUAAAAUUUUAACGGCUACAUUAAUAAAUGUAAAAAACAAAUAUCUUUAUUUCCGCAAUUACUUGUGAUUUAAUAAAAGUAAAUAUAUUGUUUUGAUUUCAUAAAAUCUACAAUGAAUAUAUUUAACUUUAAAUGAAUAUAUUUAACUUUAAAUUUACAUUUAUCAAGGUAGAGUCAGUGAUUCUACGGAAUCAUCGAUGAUUUUAUCAGAAUGCUAAUUAGCCUCUUUCAUCAUAAUUUUAAAGAUAAUGUUUAUUUCUACUUCAGAUAGUUUCCAAAAAGUAGAGACUUGAUAUACAAUAAUUACCACAUUCAUACCUUUCAUACUUUUCUCACUUACACACUUACACAUUCAUAAUUUUAUAGCGAUAGCACCUUUGGACACGUAUUACAAUUUACUGUUCCAACUUUUGUAGUUUUACCAAGACAAUAACCGUUCUACAUUUUCUACAUUUCAAAAUCCGCACUGUUCGAUGUAGCGUAACAUCUUCUAGCUAACACGUUUUAGAAACUACCGAUUUAAAAUGAUAUAUACAUACUAUGUACAUACAGUACAUACAAAAUAGCAAACAUGACGUCAUCAAAUAAUAUUAGAAUAAUCCCUUAUCAACUUUCGUAAUAGAUUAUUCCUGGUUUUUGUCAUUUUCUUGACGGUUCCAUUACAUUUAUAAUAAAAGAUGUUUAGCAUGUUGGAACUAUAUAAAUAAUAUCAUAUUAUAAUAAUUCCAGUUCUGUGAUUUUGUACGAUUCUGUCUUCGAAUAUAAUCCUCUUUCUGUUAAUUAAAAAGUGGUUCGAGGGUCAGGAACUGUGACUAAAUGUACAUAAAUGCACCGUCUGUCAUUAGCAACAUUAUAUAUAAAUAUAUACAUAUAUAUAUAUAAAAUAAAUAAUAUAUAUACAUAGAUCUAUUAUAUAUAUAAAUAUAAAUAUCACACAAAUAAAAGAGAUGCGAGUGUGCAUAUAAAAACAUGGAGGACAUAUUUAAGGACAUAUGGAUACUUUUCAAAUGAUUGUGUUAAAGUUUUAAUCGAAGAAAACGCGUGUUGUACUCAUUGUUUUGUACGUACUCAUGAUAUUUACUCUCUCAACAUCUUUUAUUCACCAUUUUAUACAUUUUUUGAUAUUUUUUUAGUAAUGUAUUUUUAAUAUUUAUCGUAUCAUGUGAAUAAAUAUAUUGCGACAAAAUGUUUUUCAAGCAAACUAUUUUAUAGACUGAAUGCACGAUUUGGAAAAGGAAAUUGCUUGUUUUAUAAGAGCAAAAGUAUAUGUUUUUUUUCUGUUAAACUGAGGGCCAUUUCAUAUUGCAUUUAAUAUUCUACAUUUUUUUGUGUUUAAAAAAGUACUUAAUUUAUUUCCUAUUAAAAUGUACGUAUAAUUAUAUAAGUAAUUGCAUCAAAUUUUUCACUGCCCGUUAAACUGUUCAUAACUAUGGCAUUUUUCGCUAAUUUUAGUGUAAUAUGAUAAUAAUUAUACUAGUACUCGUAAUUAUAAUAAUGAUAAUACUAGUUGUAUAAAUAUGAUUCGACAAAUUUACAUCUUAAAUUUCACAGUUAAAUUUAACUAAUAUUUUGAAUUUGCAUUAAUAACAUAUUACACAUAAGUUAUCACCUUAAAUAUUUCUAUGUUGGCAGUAGAUCCCUUAUAUGUUAUGAGUAGUGAUAUUUGGCCUUCAGUAUAAUUAUUAGUAGUUAUUUACUUCAACGUGCAGCGUUUUACUUCGAAUUAAUGGGAAAAAAGUGUAUAUUUAUACAAUAUUUUUCAUAUAAUAAUUUUUUCUCUAACAUUGUUUUAUUUAUAGGUAUAUCAUUUUAGCAAAGUUUGUGUUUAAGAUGUAAUGUCUCUAUUUAAACCAGUUUUCAUCCAAAUUAAGUCAUUUAUAUCUCCGAAUAAUGGAAAAGAUUUUGCCAUAUCUUUUAUUUUUCUGAGAAUAUAUGCAUAAUUUCAAAGACUGCAAGUGGUACUUGAAAACUCAUCGAAACUGAUUCACAUUUUUCAAAAUAUUGCUAUAAAUAAGAUGUUAUACACGGUGUACGACUGGAUCACGUUUAUUAGCUCUCUCUUACAUUACAAUAUAUGACUGAAAAAGCGCUAAAUACGAAACUCAAAAACAAUAUGUUAAAAAUUUAGGAUAAGAAUGAAGGAUUUUAAUGAUUAUAUGUUGUACAUUGAGAAGCUUCACCUGUAAAUAAUAUUAUCUGAUUUUCAUCGAAAUAUUUUUAUCUCACAUUUUUCACAGAAUACAUUAUAUAAUUAUUCAUUCGUAUAGUUUGCAACAUAAAAUAAAAAAUUUAUCUUUAAUUAUUAAUUUUGGCGCAAUAGUUCUUGCUAUUAAAACUUUUUUUAAUAAAUCAGCUCUUAAACUUUAAAAGUCAGAACGCCCUGUAUACAGUACGGUUUUUAUUAUAACAUUCCUGAAAACAGAGAGAAAUUAAAGACUUUUGCUAAAAAUAACGUUCAAAUCAUGUUAUAGAUAUUCAUCUGUAAUAAAUCAUUAAACGUUCACUUCAUUAAAUAUUCUUCUGAUAGCAAUAUAAAGAAUUAAGUUUCUAAAUAGCACUAAACUUGGCAAAAUUUUCGUCAAAAGCUUAUCAAUUUUUAGACCUCAAUGUAAUUAUCAACAUAUCUAUGUCCUUUGCCAACUUUCUUAAUGGCUUCAUGUUUAAAGUUCCAGGCUAAAAUGCGUUAUGGGAAACGAAAUUAAAUUAUUGUAUAAAUAUACUACUAGUUAUAAGUUGGUAUCGUUAAUCUAUACUCACUAAAAUUUACCACUACAAGAAAGUCCACGAUAUUCGUACAUUUAUAUUAUAACAUAAUUGUAAUAUUACUAAGUUUUUUGUAUCAUUCCAAAAUUUUCGUGUAUGUUGUACUUUAGUAGCGUAACUCUUAUGUGUUAGUACAUAUAAUUUUUUAUGAUCUAAAAUGUAUAGCAAUAUGUGGUUUGUUGUAUUCUUCUUCUUAAAAUGUACACAACUCGCGUCUUCGGAGCAAUUUUGAUAAUAUAAUAAAAUACAAUCGGCUGCUUCAGCUCCGUGCAAUAUAGCGAGUUUGUUAUUGUGUAUAAGAUCGCCUCAAAUUCAUCUGUGGAUGAAUCAGUAAAGUGGCUGCGGUCUCGCGGAUCCGAAGAAGAAUAUGAAUUUAAAAGCAAAGAAUAAGUCAAAUACUAAAUAUCGUUGAAAGAAUGGGAAAUUAUUUUGUGAUACUUUCUUGCCAGAAAGAAUACAACAGGCUGAGGUAAACAUGAUAAAGGCAAUGUUACUAAUUAACAACUAUACAAAAUAAAUAUUGUGUAAUAGGAAGAGUCUGUUGACGAGGAAAAAAUACCGUGUACAUUAUGUAUUGCCUUGUGGCAUCAAUAAACUAGUACUAACGUA
Molecule: messenger RNA, 13976 nt
Organism: Ooceraea biroi (clonal raider ant)
Lineage: Eukaryota; Metazoa; Arthropoda; Insecta; Hymenoptera; Formicidae
Gene: Lar
Product: tyrosine-protein phosphatase Lar
Biological process (GO): protein dephosphorylation
Molecular function (GO): protein tyrosine phosphatase activity; protein binding
Source: RefSeq, a predicted model, not a curated record